AUGGUUCUUCAGUAUGAUGAAAAUGUUCGCAACCUGCUGUAUCGGAGAUCAUGCCAAUACACGCAGAGCGGACUUGUGGAUGCCUCUGUCCUCGAAGCUGAUCUCGUCGAGAGGGUGAAGAGCUUCGCGAAGCGUUAUCCGAACAGCAGGACAGCCCAGGCUUGCAAGGCUGUGGAGGGAUGCACCCCCGACGCUAUCGCAGAAGCCAUCCGCUCGACAUGUCAGCAGGCACGACGUGAGCUUCUGCAAGAAGCGAUGACUGGAUGGAGUGACGCAUCCAGAGAGUGGUUUAUGCAGCAGAUUGAAGAAGCCAAGAAGGAGAAGGUCGAGACAUACACCGCCUCAGCAGGCAACGAGGUGACUUCCUUCAUCUCCAUGACUCUCCUGGGCAUCUCCUCGGUGUAUGUCAACCAUGAAGAAAAGCUGAAGAAGAAAUUUGAAGAGAUCGGACUGAUCGUAGACUCAGUGCAAGAGAGUAAAGCAAUCAUGUGGAAGGCUCCGUAUAGACCCGAGAUAGCGAGUGCUGAGGAGAUCCCGGUGACUGUUUCCUUCCUCCGCAAUGCACAAGCGGAGAAGCUCUGGCAGGGAAGAGAGGACUUCGCGAUCGAUGGUCGCAAGUUCACAGCUGUACAUGUGAGCAUCGUGCACGAUCGAUCUUUCAAGAUUCGAGCCAAGAGAGGACCCUGGGGCAAAGGGGGCAGCUUGGCAGAGCUGACCCACCUGUUAACCUUGGGCGGCAUGACAACGGCUGAGAUAGCUGCCGUCUAUCGCUAUCAGCUGCUGCGCCAGUCCCUUGCAGCGGUCCAACUCCAGCCGCUGGCAGGCAUGCUGGUCGCUGGGGCGCCAGGACAGCAAGUCCACAAAGGCUUAGGUCAGAAAGGCUUCGUCGCUGUAGGGGCCAACGUCAUCUGGAGACAGAGGGAGGUGGAGUGGAUCGUCUCCUCGAGCUGCCCAGAGGCGAAUGAUACAGCAUUUCGAGCUUUCCGAGAGAGCGAAGCGAUGGAGGGAGUACACCUGACUCUGUUCAGCGAGGACCCGAAGAUCAGAGAGGCGCUCGCAGUCGAGUUGACAGCUGAUCGCUUUGUGUCCAGAAAUAAGUUGAAGAAGGCAUCAAGGAUGCAGAAGAAGGCAGGCGGCAAGGACGGCAAGGAGAUCAAGAUCAUCAUCAAGUCGACGGCGGCAUCUGGUCGCUUCACGAGGAAGGAGAUGGAGGGGCUGUGCAACGGCGGCAACACGUCCAUCGCAAGAGUCAAGAGAGUCCUGUUGGAGAUCGCUAACAGGCUCGAGAUCAACGUUGAAGGCAUCGACAUGGAGGAGGAUUUGAACACCAAGUCCUGGAACGGGUCCAAGCUAUGCAUCCUCCUCGGCUCCACGGAGGAUGCUCGACGCAUGAUGAAGGAGCUGCCCUUCUAUCUCGAAGGCGCAGCAACCAAGCUCGAAGCAGUCGGCUUCGACAAGGAGCCUGAGGCGGCUGGUCAGCGGGGCACCAGCGACGCAGCGCAGCGACAGGAGGAGAGCGAGGGAGAGUGGCUGGAGUUUACAGACCUGGAGAGGAUCACAAUGGAGGCAGCAUCUCCGUCAAGCCAAGAGGACAUGCAGCUCGUCAGCGAGCUGUCAGCAGUCAUCGAAGAUGCAGCUUCUUUGAACGAGGCGGGGACGAGCGAGCCGAUCAAGCUGGUCCUGGACAAGGCCGUUGGCAACCUCCACGACACCUUCUACUCUCCGGGGAGCCUGGAGUUCAUGUCGCUGGGAGAGUGGGCGAAGAUGCCAGAGGAGCAGGGAGUGGGACGCAACGUUCUCAAGGAGAAGCUGGGGAAGUGGCUGCAGAGCAAGCGCUGGACUCGCGUGCAAGGAGAGAGCAAGAAGGCAAGGAGGGGCAGCGCGUUCUCGCCACGGGCAACGGCAGCUGCUGAGCUUGAGCAGGAGGCGGAGAGCGACGACAUAGAGCGUCGAUCUCUUAGCUUCCUGUUCAUAGCACUGAGUAAAUUCGCAGAGAUGCAUGUGCUGGCCUGCUCGCUGAAGGUGGACAAGAAGGACCGACUGCGGUAUGAUGAAAAUGUUCGCAACCUGCUGUAUCGGAGAUCAUGCCAAUACACGCAGAGCGGACUUGUGGAUGCCUCUGUCCUCGAAGCUGAUCUCGUCGAGAGGGUGAAGAGCUUCGCGAAGCGUUAUCCGAACAGCAGGACAGCCCAGGCUUGCAAGGCUGUGGAGGGAUGCACCCCCGACGCUAUCGCAGAAGCCAUCCGCUCGACAUGUCAGCAGGCACGACGUGAGUUUCUGCAAGAAGCGAUGGCUGGAUGGAGUGACGCAUCCAGAGAGUGGUUUAUGCAGCAGAUUGAAGAAGCCAAGAAGGAGAAGGUCGAGACAUACACCGCCUCAGCAGGCAACGAGGUGACUUCCUUCAUCUCCAUGACUCUCCUGGGCAUCUCCUCGGUGUAUGUCAACCAUGAAGAAAAGCGA
Messenger RNA from Guillardia theta CCMP2712, 2460 nucleotides. RefSeq lists its product as hypothetical. The record is from RefSeq and is a predicted model, not a curated record. The transcript is spliced from 2 exons. NCBI's taxonomy places the organism in Eukaryota, Cryptophyceae, Pyrenomonadales, Geminigeraceae. The annotation marks the transcript as partial.